Messenger RNA from Dunckerocampus dactyliophorus (ringed pipefish), 1196 nucleotides. RefSeq lists its product as uncharacterized. The transcript is spliced from 2 exons. The record is from RefSeq and is a predicted model, not a curated record. Lineage: Eukaryota; Metazoa; Chordata; Actinopteri; Syngnathiformes; Syngnathidae. Bases 78 to 698 code for a protein of 206 amino acids.
GGAAGCGGCUCUUUGCUGCGUCUGCCACCGGCACCCCUCCGCCUGGGCCACGCACCUCCCCUGGGUCGAAUACGCCCAUGAUUCCCAGAUCAGCACGGCCACAGGAAGCCGAGAUUGCCAUCCCAGCGCUACACCUACACCUCCGGCGGGCCCACCGCAUCUGGCGAGACACCUGUGCCGCUUUGUCCCGCACCGCCGCCCGCAACAAACAACUGGCGGACCGGUGCAGAACUCCGGCAUCCACCUACCGUCGUGGACAGAAGGUGUGGCUCUCGGCCCGGGACCUCCCCUUGGCGGGCACCAAUAGAAAACUCGCCCCAAGAUUCGUCGGACUUUAUCCCAUUGAGGCCAUCAUCAACCCAUCCGCUGUAAGACUGAAGCUGCCGCCCUCCUUCAAGGUUCACCCGGUUUUCCACGUUUCCCACCUCAAACCAGUGAGCACCAGCCCGCUGUGCCCUCCUGCCGAGGCUCCGCCUCCUCCGCGCAUCAUUGAUGGCCAGCCAGCAUACACCGUGAGAGCCAUCUUUGACGUGAGAAGAAGGGGGAGGGGUGUGCAGUACCUGAUGGAUUGGGAGGGGUAUGGCCCUGAGGAGCGCUCCUGGGUGUCCCGCUCCUGUAUCCUGGACCCAUCCCUUGUCCGUGACUUCCACUCGUCUCACCCGAACAAACCAGGUAUGCCGCCAGGGGGCGUCGUAUAAAAGGGGGGUACUGUUAGGAAUUGUGUGCUGCUCUCUCUCCCUCUGCUCUGUGUUUCAGUGCACCUCCUACCACCCAGUUCCCUCCUGGCACACCUGCAACUCCUUAAGGAGGACAAUUGAUAAGCAGCAGGCUCCUGCAGUGUGGUGCCAGUUCAUUGUAGCUCUUCUCUGACACACCACGACGUACAAGUUACCUCCUGCGCUUCAACCUGCAGUUCCUCCAGCGUCCUGCUGCUUCUUUUGUUACCUUUUUCCUCACGCUUGCCUGCUGCGGUGUGUAUUCAGUUUUGCCUAGCCCAGUGCUGCUGCUAGUGUUUUCUGUUAGUGUAGUUAUAGUCCUUGCCGGUCUGCCUCACCUUUUUUGGUAGCUCCUUUAGUUUAGCUUUAGAGUGUUUUCUCCCCGUGACUCCUCCGGGUGAUCUUUUGUUGUACUUUGUUUAGUCUCUGUUUUUGGCUCCUCUGUUUGCAUCUUUUUGUAAUAAAUCCUAUUGCACCACC